Messenger RNA from Cryptomeria japonica (Japanese cedar), 2433 nucleotides. RefSeq lists its product as uncharacterized. The transcript is spliced from 9 exons. The coding region runs from base 866 to 2047 and encodes 393 amino acids. NCBI's taxonomy places the organism in Eukaryota, Viridiplantae, Streptophyta, Pinopsida, Cupressales, Cupressaceae. The record is from RefSeq and is a predicted model, not a curated record.
GAAACCCAAAUAUCGAUACUGCUGGAGGCUUAAAAAUCAGUUUAAUGUACCAAAUAUCUUUUUGUGUAAAGCAUCUUUCUUUGUCAUGUGGGCCAGAGUGACAGGGCUAGUGGGAUUUAUGGGCCGACUAAACAAGUCUCCUAUUGGGGAUUUGCUCUUAUUUAACUUCAAAUUACUCUCAAAUGUGAUUAAGCUGAAAAGCAGAAUCUGUAGAAUCCUCCUCAACUGUAAAUGAUAAAUGUUUUUGUCAUCCUUAAUGUAAAUUAUACGUCCCCAGCAGACAUCAUAUUGACCCACAGAGUAAAAAUAAAACAAUACUUUGAAUAAUAGGUAGAUCGAAUGGGCCAAGCCUAUAAAAUGAAGAGCAGUUCAGACCAACCAAAAUAGUUUAACCACUUUAAUAUUUUCUUACCUUAUUGUCAACUUACCAAAGAGUAUUGUAUGACGGGAUUAGAAACUCGGAAGAGGUGUUUCUCAAUAUAAUAUAGGGAGUUUUUAACAAUGUAGGGCAUUCUAUAUGUUUCACCUUGCUUCAGUUUUUCAGGUCAAUGAUUUGUUGGUCAAAUGGAUAGUUAAUUUUCCCAUAGAUUUGAUAUUUUGCAUUUAUGGUUGACCACUUUGAAGUGAUUGAUUUGUUUGUAAAGAGAUUUUUUUUUCCCUCAAAGUUGAGAUUUUGCUCGUGGUUGCAUUUUCAGAUUGUUGUUGCCUUCAAGUUGACUUUUUUAUCCAUAGAAUGUGCAUCUAUGGCUAGAAACUCUUAUUGCUGGAGACUGUAAUGUGAUAGAGAAUACUUCAUAGUUUUUCUGCUAUUAGAAAAUUGUGUACUGUAAAUAUUCAUAACUAGAGUUUUGGAGCAGCAAAAGCUAUGUUGGGUUUGCAAGGGGAUAGGUGGGGAACAAUCAGGAGCGUCGUGCUUUGUAUCGCUUUCUUUGUUUUGAUUUGCAACAUAAAUUUAUGGAAUCUACGUAGAGCAUGCAGUCAAGAGAUUAUACAUUUUGCAAGAAGAAGUCUUGUUUCCUGGAAGAUGGACAGACAGCACUCAAAAACUAUGAACUUAAUCCAAAAUUCAACGGGGGAGCCUUUGCCUGCUGCCAAUCCACUUAUUGUGAAAGAAGAGUACACAUUUGAAGCUCAUACUGCUCCUUUUAAUAGUUGCCAUGCAUCUACUAUUGUUGAGAUUGAGCCCAACCAUCUAUUAGUUGCAUAUUACGGAGGGAGUCACGAGGGUGCACCUGAUGUGAAGAUAUGGCUGCAAAGGUACAAGGAUGGUAUGUGGCAUGCUCCAGAGGUGGGAGACGAGGAACUUAAUGUUUCGAUGUGGAAUCCAGUUCUUUUUAAACUUCCUAGUGGUGAAUUGCUUCUAUUCUACAAGAUUGGUCAAGAGGUGCAGAAGUGGAGUGGGUGUAUGAAAAGAUCAGGUGACAAGGGUGUGUCUUGGUCAGAAAGGGAACAGCUCCCACCUGGAAUUUUAGGUCCUUCUAAGAAUAAGCCUCUACUCUUGGAUGAUGGGAGCUUAUUGUGUGGCUCCUCAGUUGAAAGUUGGAAUGCUUGGGGUGCUUGGAUGGAGAUUACACAUGAUUCGGGUUACUCAUGGAGAAAAUAUGGACCUAUAUACGUUCCUGGAUUCCCAAUGAGUGUAAUUCAACCAGUACCCUAUCUGACUGUGAAUAAGACCAUACGUAUGUUGCUGCGUUCAACGGAGCAGAUAGGCAAGAUUUGCAUGGCAGAAUCAUCAGAUGGAGGCUUCAGCUGGAGUUAUGCUAAACCAACAGUGCUUAUAAAUCCAAAUUCUGGCAUAGAUGGUGUAAAACUGCAUGAUGGGAGAUUGGUACUUUUCUACAAUACAGUAUCACGAGGAGUGCUCAAAGUUGCUGUAUCAGAUGAUGAUGGAGAUUCAUGGAAGGAUGUUCUUACACUGGAGGAUCAAGAAGGAAUGGAGUUCUCAUAUCCAGCUGUGGUUCAAACUAUGGAUGAUCUCGUUCAUGCAACUUACACCUAUAACCGAACACAAAUCAAGCAUAUAGUACUUCAAACAACAGAACUGUGAUAAUCCAAAAAGUUUCUUAGCUCAUCUUAAGCGAUCCUAUUCAAUAAGCAGAGCUAUUGUGCAAAGCAUUUUAAUUCAUUAUUCCCAUUAAUUAUGGGCAGAUUUUUCUGAAAUUCAAUUACAUACUCAUCUGUAAUUGUAGAAGAUUGUAAAAUAUUUGUCCAAAAAGACCCGCUUAUUUAUCGGAAUUGUAUUAUAUCAAGACACAGUAAUUUGGAAGUUGAGUAACCUGAUCAGGCAGAAAAAAAAUUGUACAUGUGUGCUUUCUUGUGGUGGAGCAAUCAUUUGUAAUCAACUCUGCAUGUGAUCAGAGGUGGGAAAAAAUAUUCCAAACAUAAAUUUCUUAUGGGUCAUCAAAUAAAAUUUUCACGAUAUUUUGACAAUCA